GAGAGGAAGCUGCUGGACCCCUCUGACUAACGAGCUCUCAGCCUCCAUUGAAUCUGGGGAGAAACCGCCUCUGUCCAUGAAAAAUGACUCGUCCCUAUUGGCUGGAUUUCAGUGCACUCGCUAUAACAACAGGAUAUGCAAAGAGCUGUGGGCUGAUCCAGCCUAUCAAGUCUUUCGCACGCUUUUUUGACCGAGUCCUGUGUUUUUGCUCAGUAGGAUGUGAGCUGUGGAUGGUAGAAAUGCAAUAAUAACAAUAACAAUAAUAGGAAUAAUAAUAGUAUAGUGCUGAUGAUGGUGCAUGAGGGAGCUGUGAAGCUGAAGGCUGCUGUUGUUCUUGUUCUGUGUAGUCAAAGCUGCUGCUGAAGAAUGUUCAAGUAUCGGAUCCGGCUGUUUUUCAAUGAACUCAAAGUGUUGCUACUGAUGCGCUCUGGAUCCAGCAGCAGCAGCAGCAUCAGGACCGACACAGGCACAGACCCACACCCGCACACCAGGAUGAGGGGGCUGCCUAUAGCAGACUGUGGCUGGCCGCCGCUCAGCUGCUCCCACCGGGACGACGAGGAGGAAUAUUAUGGCUCUGACCCCCGGCCCCGCAGUCUGGCGUUGGAGGAUAAGGAAGAAGGAGACAAAACCCAGGGAGGAGAAGAAGGAGGAGGCCUGGAAACUGCCUCCCUGCCAAGUCUCUCAGAGAGCGGGACGUGCUCCCCGCAGUGCCGGAUCUGCUUCCAGGGGCCAGAGAAGGGGGAGCUGUUGAGCCCCUGUCGCUGUAAUGGCUCUGUGCGUUGUACCCACCAGUCCUGCCUUAUUCGAUGGAUCAGUGAGAGAGGCUCCUGGAGCUGUGAGCUGUGCUAUUUCAAGUACCAGGUCCUGGCCAUCAGCACCAAAAACCCACUGCAGUGGCAGUCCAUCUCUCUGACUGUGAUCGAGAAUGUGCAGAUCGCAGCCAUCAUCCUGGGCUCCUUGUUCCUCAUCGCGAGUAUCUCCUGGUUGGUGUGGUCCUCUCUCAGCCCCUCGGCCAAAUGGCAGCGGCAGGACCUGCUCUUUCAGAUAUGCUACGGCAUGUACGGCUUCAUGGACAUCGUUUGUAUAGGCCUUAUAAUCCAUGAAGGGUCGUCUGUUUACCGGAUCUUUAAGCGCUGGCAGGCAGUGAACCAGCAGUGGAAAGUGCUGAACUAUGAGAAAGCGAAGGACUUAGGUGACCUGGUCAGCUCCGGCAGUAAAGGCGCGGGACGCGUUGAGAGGAACUCUGCUCACACUGUCACAGACAGCAGACGGGGGACGAAUCGCCAUGUCAGGACUACUCUCCACCACCACUGUGGCUACACUAUUUUGCACAUCCUCAGCCAGUUAAGGCCCAACAGCCUGCGCAAUGCCAACCAUGAGGUGGUCAUGAGAGUGACCACUGUAUGAGGCUGGGAUACGAACCGUAUAUAUAGAGACAAAUGUGGUUUGAUGGUAAAGGAGGAGAUGAAAGUGUGGAUUGGGAUUUAAUAAAAAGAAAGAUCCUAAUCUUCCACAUAAACACUGCCGUUAACUUCUAGUCUCCCUGAGCUCAAAGUGGACAAGUGGAAAACAAUAUUUCUGAGGUUUAAGCAAAGGGAGAAUGCUGAAGGUUUUUUUUUUUAAAGUAAAAACAGAGAAAAAAAGAAAAGAAAAAGCUUUGAUGCUUAAAGCUAUUAACCAUUUUUACCACCUUGACCAAUGUUACACUAUGUCUUUUAACUGCUUUUGUUUGAUUUGGAUUCAACUUGAACUAUAACAGAGAAUUUAAUGGUGAAAAUGAUGCAAUUUCUCAUGUGAUGCCCACAACAAUGGCCCCUGGCUCCUCAUAAUUUAUUUCACGUG
This is a messenger RNA of Paralichthys olivaceus (Japanese flounder), 1842 nucleotides long. Its product is annotated as E3 ubiquitin-protein ligase MARCHF9-like. Gene Ontology annotation, biological process: protein ubiquitination. Lineage: Eukaryota; Metazoa; Chordata; Actinopteri; Pleuronectiformes; Paralichthyidae. The record is from RefSeq and is a predicted model, not a curated record. Gene Ontology annotation, molecular function: ubiquitin-protein transferase activity; zinc ion binding.